GUGCUGGUUUUUUAAUCGAUUUUGCAUAUCAAGCUGUUUGUUCUGAUGGUCCAAGCGACGAGCAGUGCUUUGAUAAUUGGAUUUAAGUGCUGAUGAAGAGGCAGUCACCAGAAAACAUGAGGUUUCAAUCGAGAUGCUGCUGGGAAUCGCUGUGGAAUCUGCUGCAAGACUGAUGGUGUUGGUGCUGAAUGGAGACGCAUUUCCACCAUCCUCAUCGGUUUCAAUGAGCCCAUCAGCUACAAAUCGGCUCCAGCAUGUGAUGCACAUCCAGCAUAAAGCUCUGCUUCUCGAAAAGUGCUGUUUUGUUCUUCACCAACGAAACAUCAUUGGAAGAAGAUAGGCCCAGCAUGAGAUACAUAGGAGGAGCAUGGAGCUUUUGGACACACUAUUCAACAAUAAGCCCACUCAACACCUCAAACACACGAUUCCACCCAAGGGUCAAAGCUGUGAUCUCCCAGAUGGACAUGAUAGCCCCAAGGUUUUCUUUGAAUAAAGGCGACAUCGAGAUUAUCACCAGCCCAGAGGUGUUUUAUCAGCAGUUGAAGGAAAAGGCCAGCCAUGCCCAGGAAAGGAUAUUUCUCUCGUCUCUCUACAUUGGCAAGAACCAGAACGAGCUUGUGGAGUGUUUGCGACAGACGAUGAUCGAAAAACCCAACUUGAAGGUCUCCAUCCUCACUGAUGCUUUGAGAGGCACUAGAGAAGCUCCCUCAAAGUCCUCAGCUUCUCUAUUGGCAAGAUUGUACAAGGAAUUUGGCAACAGAAUUGACAUCAGAAUGUACCACACUCCGAAUCUUACUGGUUUGAAGAAGUAUCUUAUCCCCAAAAGACUCAACGAGGGCUGGGGUUUGCAGCACAUGAAAUUGUAUGGAUUCGACGAUGAGAUUAUAUUAUCUGGUGCUAACCUAUCAUCAGACUACUUCACCAACAGACAGGAUCGUUACUAUGUUUUCAAAUCAAAGGAUCUAACAAACUACUAUUACAAUAUCCAAAAGGCAGUCGGCUCUAUCAGUUAUAAAGUGGUUUACGAAGAUAGCGACAAACAGUUCAAACUAACCUGGCCAACUUCAAACUUCACUUCAGAACCUCAUUUGGAUACUAAAAGGUUUGUUUUGGAGUCAACGUCUUUGCUAGAGCCCUUGAUCAGAAAGAAAACAAUUGGUGAUUACGAAGAAAUGAUUACUGACGAGGAGUUAAACAAAUCAGAAACAAUUGUUUAUCCUGUAUCACAAUUCACACCACUAUUGAAUCCUGAUGCUUCAACUGAAAAACCUAUUGUCUUGCGAUUAUUGUCGUAUCUCGAUAACCCCAACAUUCAAUGGACUUUCACUGCUGGCUAUUUUAACAUGCACAACGACGUUAAAAGAAGAUUGUUAAAUGCUACUUCUAUUGGCAAUGUUAUUACAGCUUCACCCGAGGCUAAUGGCUUCUACAAAUCAAAAGGAAUCUCAAAAUACUUGCCUCCUGCUUAUUUGUAUCUUGCUCGAACAUUUCUCAAUGAAGUCAAAGAAGCCAAAAAAGAAUCCCUAGUAUCGGUUAUGGAAUGGAAGAAGGGAGUGGUGAACACUCCCAAUGGUUGGUCUUAUCAUGCUAAGGGCUUAUGGAUCAGCGACCCAGAUGAUACAAAACCAUGUAUAACGAUUAUUGGUUCAUCAAAUUACACCAGAAGAGCUUACUCUUUGGAUUUGGAGUCCAAUGCUGUGAUUGUUACAAAAGACGAGAAUCUCAAACAGCAAAUGCAAAAUGAGGUUGACAACAUAAUGCAAAAUACAAAAAAGUUGUCUAUUGAAGAUUUUGAGAAAGACAACAGACACAUUUCUAAAGGAGUUAUAUUAGCCACAAAGCUUCUUGGAAAUAAACUAUAGUAAUAAUAAAAAAAGAAAAGAAAAGAAAAAUUAAUGAAAUUAUGUGUAUAAAAUAUGUUAUGAAAUUGUAAAUAUACAAAG
Molecule: messenger RNA, 1943 nt
Organism: Ascoidea rubescens DSM 1968
Lineage: Eukaryota; Fungi; Ascomycota; Saccharomycetes; Ascoideales; Ascoideaceae
Gene: PGS1
Product: CDP-diacylglycerol--glycerol-3-phosphate 3-phosphatidyltransferase
Exons: 1
Coding region: 459-1862 (467 amino acids)
Biological process (GO): cardiolipin biosynthetic process
Cellular component (GO): mitochondrion
Molecular function (GO): CDP-diacylglycerol-glycerol-3-phosphate 3-phosphatidyltransferase activity
Source: RefSeq, a predicted model, not a curated record